GUCCCAGUGUGUAACUAAACCGGCAGUGCUCUGUCAGAAUUCGGACGACCUAUUUCAUUUCAGUUUCUUCCAGUGGUUAUUUUAAAGAAAAAGUCUAUGGUGCUUACAGAAUAUUCUAAAGACAGGAUAAUAAAUCUUUAAAUGAUUUUUGGCAUGCAUUAAUGUAAAUUGCAUAGGAAGUUUUUGGUGAACGUACUAUAUAAAAUAAAACAAAAAUUCUUUUUUUGGAAAGUCAUACUUUUGUUCCAGUUUUCCAAACUUUUUACUGACUAAAAUUAAAAAAAACUUUACUCGAAAAUUUUUUGAAAAAACUUAAUUUAAAUUAAAUUUGUGAAUUAUAUAUAACACUUCUCUAACAAUGUGGUUUUCAGUCAAUAUGUUAAUAAUUUUUGCCUUUGGAAUUGCUAGCACAGCUGCUGCAGUCACAGAUUACAAUGAGCUUAUUGCUGUGAUUGAUGCUGAACUCACUAUUCCGUGUAAUGUGACUGCAUCUUUUCCAGAUGAUCAAGUAACCCUGAUACUUUGGUACAAGGGUGAUUCUGGCAAUCCUAUUUACAGUGUUGAUACGCGUCAAGUAGAUGGCGUGUCUUUGAAGAAGUUAUCACAUAAACAAUUAGAAAAUCGUGUCACCUUUAGCAUAAACUAUACUCAAGCAUCCUUAAGUGUAAAGCCGGUGAAAGAAACUGAUGCUGGUGAAUACAAAUGCCGAGUAGACUUCAAAAGGUCUAGAACGUUGAGCUCUGUAAUGAAAAUUAUAGUCAUAGUGCCUCCAAAAAACUUAACUAUCAAAGAUGGUAAGAACAACACAGUAUCUGGAGUCAUUGGACCUUAUGAAGAAGGUGCUACUAUUAGUUUAGUGUGCGAAGCUACAGGAGGUCGUCCAACACCAGCCUUAACGUGGUGGAAAGGAUCAACACUUUUGGAUGAUUCUUAUGUAACAUUAGGGAGAGGAUAUGUAAAAAAUGAGCUUGUAUUGAAAAAAUUACAAAGAGAUGAUCUUUUAGCCACAUUGACUUGCCAAGCGUCGAAUACGAAUCUCACUGUUCCAUCAUCAAUUUCAGUUACUAUUGAUUUAAGCUUAUCACCACAAGAAGUUCAUAUUUUAACACCUCGAAGACCUUUAUCGUCUGGAGAAAUUUUAGAAGUCGUCUGCCAGACUUUUGGAUCUAGACCACCUGCGAGGUUAACCUGGUGGAUAGGAAAGAAUCCUUUGAAUGAAAAAUCGAAAGAAAUCGUAUCUGGAGAUGGAAAUUCUACCCUCAGUCGCAUACAAUUCCGUCCGAAUCGAGAAGAACAUGGAAAAUUCUUAACGUGCAAGGCUCAUAAUCCGGAAACACCAGAAAGUGCCUUAGAGGAUCGAUGGGAUUUAAAUGUUCAUUUUGCACCUCAACUGUCUUUAGCUCUCGGUGCAAGCCAGUUGUAUGAAUACAUCAGAGAAGGCAGUGAUGUAUAUUUUGAUUGUAACAUACAAGCUAAUCCUCCUGUUACUAGUGUUUCUUGGACUCUUAACACAAUGUCUCUCGAGAAUCAGCCUGCUGUUGGGAUAAUCGUUAGAAAUCAUUCCUUGCUUUUGCAAAAUGUAGGAAAGAGGCACCGUGGCAAAUAUAGAUGCUAUGCAUCAAAUGCUGAAGGUGAUGGUGUCAGUGAAGAAGCGUUGCUAAUUAUACAAUUCUCACCAGUAUGCAUAUCAAAUUUAAAGCGAACUUAUGCUGUUGGUAAAUAUGAAGAAGUCAACGUCACGUGUGAAGUAGAAGCUGAUCCCGAAGACGUAGAAUUUAGAUGGAUAUUCAAUAACACAUCUGAAAUGACUGAUGUGCUGUCUUACACAUCCGAAUCUACUCGUAGCAUCGCUUCUUACACACCCAAAUCACGAAUGGAAUAUGGUACACUCAGUUGCUGGGCGAAAAACAGUGUUGGAAAACAAAGGCAUCCUUGCGUGUUUCUAAUCAUGCCCUUAGGAGAUGAAACAGCAAUUACAAUUAGUACGAUUUUAGCUGUCCUCAUUGGUGUCGUUGCUGCCCUUGUAGUUAUUGCCAUUAUCAUCAUUUUAGUUUUAAAAUCACGAAAUGGAAGUGAUAGCUCAGCGGAUGGAGGAAGUCCAAAGAAAGCGCAAACUCCAACACUGAAGCAUUUAGAAGAUGACAGCCCAGAUGUGAUACCAUCAAAGCCAUUUUGCACUGAUUAUUCAAGUAAAGCUGCGCAUGCGAGCUCUGACGUAAUUUAUAAGAAUAUUUCUGGUGAAGAUCACAAGUACACAAGCAUAAUGAAUAGUGUCCAUUUAAACCAUUACGAUGGCAUUACAUACGCUGAAUUAGCUCUCCCAGAGAAUCAGCAGUCAUUUGUAAGGCGUCAUCUGGAUCCACCGACACAGUACGCAGAUAUAGAUUUUCAUACCAGUAGGGGAACUUUUCCAGGCACGACAGUUAUUGGAAAUGAAGGAGAUUCCAGUUGUAAUCCACUUGUUUUACCCCCACACCCACUUUCCAUGGUUCACAAGAUAGGCGAUUAAAUGCUUCCAUGUGAGAUAAUUCGGUUUGGUUUGAAAGUGCAGGGUCCGGCAGUUUUGUAAAGAAGAUUGAUAUACUUGAUCGCAAAGACAUAAAAAGGCAGGCAUUUUAUUGUUCUAGUACAGGGACGUUUUCGUUUAAAGACGAAAGGUUGGAUAGAACAACUGUAACUGCAAGAUGAUGAGUAAUUUGUAAAGAACUCUGAAUUGUAUUGGAAAACUAAGAAAGUUGGGAAUUAAUCUGCAAAUGUAUUAAAUAUUUGUGUGAUAUGUUACUUUCAUAAAUUUUUCUCACUGUUAUACUAAUCUGUAAAGAUCACAUCUAAGUAAAUAUACCAAGUGUAUACAUUUGAAUUGCGACGACACUGUUAACAAAUUUCACUUUCUUGUUAAGAUUUACAUUUUCGAUUGUUAUACUAUUGUUAUAAAUGGAAAUAAAUGUUUACUUUUA
Messenger RNA from Parasteatoda tepidariorum (common house spider), 2957 nucleotides. Its product is annotated as nephrin. Lineage: Eukaryota; Metazoa; Arthropoda; Arachnida; Araneae; Theridiidae. The record is from RefSeq and is a predicted model, not a curated record.